This is a messenger RNA of Rubroshorea leprosula, 1131 nucleotides long. The record is from the annotation of a GenBank genome assembly. Lineage: Eukaryota; Viridiplantae; Streptophyta; Magnoliopsida; Malvales; Dipterocarpaceae.
AUAUACAUUUCAAAUAACAUUUUGCCCCCCCUAAGGUUAUUUUCUGGCUCCGUCCCUGAAGGCAAUAUACAUGUUUGAGAAGGUUGCAUAUGAUGUUCAAGAGCGUGAUAAUUUCUCAUCUGAAGAAAUAAAGGAAUUGAUGGUUGGUGUUGGGCCAAUAGCAAUCAAAACUAUCUAUGAGCAUUGGAGGCAGAAGUGGCAGAGAAUGGGAAUGCCUUUAAUCCAACGCCGUCAGAUCCCAGAGGAGAAUUUCAGUUUCUGGGAAAAUCAAUGCGACCUUGGAGGAUCAUCAUGGUUCUCAUUCUUUUGGAAGGAGAUCAAAUGGGAUUUGCUUUUGGGGAUGAGAAGUAUUGAUAUCCAGCAUAUAACUAUGAAUCUUUUGAUGAUUCCCCAUUAUCUCAGGCGUCAGCAAGGGUAUUUUCACGACAAGAUACAGGCAGCAUGGGAUAUUUCCCCAUGGGCUAUGAUGGAUUUGAUAGGAAUCAUCACCAGAAACUUCAAAGAAGCAGGUCAAAGAAAUUUGGGUCUUUUCUACCUUCUAGUGAAAUGCAAAUGUUGGGUUUUUACAAUCAGAGAUAAAGGGCGGGAGAAAUGGAAUAAACAGGUGGAAUCUGGGCUUUUCUGGUUGGCCAAGCCAGCGGCAUUCUACUUAGGUGACUAUUUAAAACAUGACCUCGAACAGUUGGAUGAUUCUGAUCUCGACGAGUAUAGGUUGCGUGGUGCAUCUGCUGCGGCCCGCCAUGCGCUUAACAUGGCAAAACACAAGAGAGAAAAGGCACAUAGAUUAAUGUUCCGAGAAGAUGCAGCAGUGCACAAGGCUGCGUUUGCUGUAAAUGACUGUCGUUGCAGUUAAAGCUUCUUAUAUGGAGUCAAAUGACGACCCAAAUGGUGACGAGUAGGAUGAUGUGAUGCGGAAAUUGAUCAGAGCUUUGAGUUGUGGAAUUGAAGAGUACUCAAGGCAUUGCCAUUGCUUUUGCUUGCUGGUUUUACCAUUUCUUGUUAUGGUUGCCUGGAGCCCUUGUUGAUAGAUUCGACAGAAAUGUUCUAACUGGAUGAUAGUUGUGGGUGAAAACAUGUUGGAGCUAUGGCAUGAAAGCUGAAAAUGCAGUCAAAUGAAAUCUGCUAAAUGAU